CGCAAAUCAAAUUGAUCCUGGUUUUCAGUGACGGAAGCCACGGCUUAUUCAAGCCAAUGAGGGUGCCCAGGGAGCAAGAAGAGACUCUGGACAUAUACUAUAUGUACGAGAAGGAGCGUCAUACUUCGGAGAUAGCAGCUUUCCAUCUUAAUAGGAUCCUAGGCUUCAACACAGUUCCGCCAGUUGCUGGCAGGCUGUUCAGCAUGACCGAAGAAAUAUAUCCUCUGCUAACGGAAGAUAUCCAAGAGCAUUUCUUUUAUUCACCUGUUGACAAUGUGUGCUUCUUCGGUCAGUGUGAUUACUUCUGUGACGCUGCCAACUCGGUGUGUGGCGUGGGAGAGAUGCUCGAGGGAUCUGUGGCUGCCUUCCUUCCCGAUAGGGACCUUGCCAACUGGAAAUCCAUCGCUAAUCCCUGGAAGAGAUCUUACUCGAAAUACAAUAGAUCUGAGUGGGAGACCACGGACGACCCUGAAGGGUACUGUGAGGGGGUGCGACUUAAGCCGCCCUUUGACCAGGACAGAGCGAUACUCAAUGUCAUAGAUUCGGCCAUAUUUGAUUUUUUGAUAGGUAACAAGGAUCGUCAUCACUACUACACUUUUGUCUCAUAUGGUAACAAUUCCUACUACUUGCUUUUUGAUAACGGCAAAGGAUUUGGUCGGCCGCACGAUGACAUCAUCGACAUCCUGGCACCUCUCUACCAAUGCUGCCUCAUUCGAUUCACAACCUUCCGAACACUGGUUCAAAUGCACACGGAUCCCGAACGAAGACUCAGCCAUCUAAUGAGGGAGUCUCUAUCACACGAUGCCCUUCCGGAAAUACUGACCCCGGCCCAUCUCAGAGCCCUGGAUCGAAGGGUCAGAAUAGUUCUAGAACAGGUGCUGAAAUGUUUGAAAACCAGAGGAAGGCACCAAUCGAUAAUUAUAGACGACGGUUACUACUACGAAAGGGGUUGACCUUUCAACCUUGACCCCUGACCGUCCUCAAACUUUAACGAGGCCACCGAGAGGUCAUCUCUAAUCUAGGUCAUUAUACACGAAUCAUAAUUGUGCAAAUAAUGUUGUGUUAAAUGUUUAAAAAGCUUUCAAUUUAGAAUCAGGAAUAUCGCUAUUUUAUUCGACGGCUCUGACAACAUUGGGUUUAAUUUAUUUAAUAAUUCAAUCAAUUGAUUAUUUAAUUUAUUCAUUUGUUUUUUUUUCAAUAAAAAUAUAAUUAGUAUGA
Molecule: messenger RNA, 1218 nt
Organism: Helobdella robusta
Lineage: Eukaryota; Metazoa; Annelida; Clitellata; Rhynchobdellida; Glossiphoniidae
Exons: 8
Coding region: 57-953 (298 amino acids)
Biological process (GO): protein phosphorylation
Cellular component (GO): Golgi apparatus
Molecular function (GO): phosphotransferase activity, alcohol group as acceptor
Source: RefSeq, a predicted model, not a curated record